ACAGGAUCUGAUGAAAACAGUCUGAUCUCUGAGAGCCGCCAUGAAGGAAACAUCUGUCCUGUUCCUGCUCAGUGAGUACAGACUCUGUUCAUCUGCUGCUGGUUCAAUGAGUUAAACACUGAGAGGACGAGCUGAGGGAGUUCUGACAUCAGUGCUGAGCAGAGCACAAAUACAAGCCAUUCGUCUGACUGUGAGUCCCAGCAGAUCUCAGUUCUUUGAAUAUGAAUCAGUGACUCUGAUCUGUGAGGAUGAAAACAGAUCUGAUGGAUGGACUGUGAGGAGAAACACAACCAGAGGAACCAGGAAGAGAUGUGAAGGAUGGGGGAAAUUAAAUGGUUCUACCUGUAACAUGAACUACCUCGUCCCAUUAGACACUGGUCUGUACUGGUGUGAGUCCAUGUCUGGAUCCUCCAGCAGCAGCAGCAGCAUCCAGCUCUCUGUCUCUGGUGGAUCAGUGAUCCUGCAGAGUCCUGUCCUCCCUGUGAUGGAGGGAGAUGACGUCACUCUGAGCUGCAGAGCAAGGAAUCCAACCCACAACCUCCCAGCUGCUUUCUAUAAAGAUGGCUCCUUCAUUGGUGAUGGACCAUCAGGUCACAUGACCCUCCUCCAUGUUUCCAGCUCUGAUGAAGGCCUCUAUAAAUGUAAUGUCAAAGGUCAUGGAGAGUCUCCAUCCAGCAGGAUCUCUGUCAAAGAGAAACUCAUCACCUCCUCUCCACCCAGCAGUGAGUCUGUUACAGUAGCUUCAUCCUCAUCUAUGUAUCUGUUCACAUCAUCAUCAUCAUCAUCAUCAUCAUCAUCAUCAUCAUCAUCAGCUGCUGCCUCUCCAAUCUCCACUCCUCCUCCUUUUACUGUGGGUCUUCCAGUUUUCAUCCACCUGGUCGUGUUUUCUCCGUACUUCAUCUCCACUCUGAUCCUGGUGUCUUUAUAUCGACACAAAGACAAAGGAGACAAUCUGCCCAACUCAGUGGUUAUGAUUUCCUCCACCCUGGAUGAAUAAAGAUUUUAAUGAUCUGAGUUAUUAUAUCAUCACUGUGUUUACCACAUAUCAGUAUGACACAUCCCUGAGGAACUCCUUGUGUUUCUGUUUCCUUGAACUGAUUAAAUAUCAGCUUUGAGUUUCACUGAGGAGGAAAAGUCGGAUCAACAAACAUCAUUUAAAAAUCGGUCAAUAACUGUAACCAGAGUGUGACAUCAGAACCUUCUGUUGUUUAACUGGUUUCUUCAUUAAAAUGAAUGAAAUGAU
Xiphophorus couchianus (Monterrey platyfish) is the source of this 1243-nucleotide messenger RNA. RefSeq lists its product as uncharacterized. The coding region runs from base 350 to 997 and encodes 215 amino acids. Gene Ontology annotation, molecular function: transmembrane signaling receptor activity. Gene Ontology annotation, cellular component: external side of plasma membrane. Gene Ontology annotation, biological process: cell surface receptor signaling pathway; immune response. The record is from RefSeq and is a predicted model, not a curated record. NCBI's taxonomy places the organism in Eukaryota, Metazoa, Chordata, Actinopteri, Cyprinodontiformes, Poeciliidae. The transcript has 7 exons.